AUGGCGGUAGUGCGCAGAUGCUGCUCCUACACCACCACAGACACCUCUCAAAGGGUCCGACUUAAAGAUGAGUUCAUUUGCAGGCCGAAUGAAGGAAUAUCCCACAAUGUCUCUGGAUCGUUUCGACCGGGAGAACUUACAUGCCCGGGCAUAUUUCCUCUCCCACUGUCACAAAGAUCACAUGAAAGGACUGAAAGGAACAAAACUGAAGAGGAAGCUGCAGUUCAGUCGCACAGUCAGGCUGUACUGCUCAUUUGUGACCAAAGAACUUCUGCUGAGCAGUCCCAAGUUGCGUUGGAGCUGGAGAGCCCUACACAGAUAUCUCUGGUUGACGAGGCAUCUGGAGAGAAAGAAGAUAUUGUGGUCACAUUGCUCCCUGCAGGCCACUGUCCCGGCUCUGUAAUGUUCCUGUUCGAGGGUUCUCGGGGAAACGUGCUGUACACGGGAGACUUCAGGUUGGCCGGCGGAGACGUCCCGAGAAUGGAACAUCUGCACUCUGGCAGCAGAGUGAAGGACAUUCAGAGUGUUUAUCUGGACUCUACGUUCUACGACCCACGAUUCUACCAGAUUCCUACUCGGGAGGUUUGUCUGAGCGGCAUCUUGGAGCUCGUGGGGAACUGGAUCGCUCAGAGUCCGUAUCAUGUUGUUUGGCUGAACUGCAAAGCUGCGUAUGGAUAUGAAUACCUGUUCACCAACCUGGGAGAGGAGUUCAACACACAGAUCCACGUCAGGAGUCUGGAAAUGUUCAAGAAGAUGCCGGAGAUCCUGAGCUACGUGACGACUGACAGGAGGACGCAGAUUCAUGCCUGUCGACACCCAAAGGCCGACGAGUUUUUCCAGGGCAACAGGCUGCCGUGCGGCUGCAUAGCCUCCGACGGGACUCCUCUCCGCAUCAUCAGCAUCAAACCUUCCACCAUGUGGUUCGGAGAGAGGUUGAGGAAAACCAACGUAAUUGUAAAAACAGGAGCCAGUUCCUUCAGAGCCUGCUUCAGUUUCCACUCGUCCUACUUAGAGCUGAAAGAUUUCCUCUCCUACCUGAAACCCGUCAACAUCUACCCCAGUGUGGUCCCCAUGGGCCGGACUCUGACUCAGGUCACCCAGAUGUUGAACCAGAUGUGCAGAAACCAAUCUGAUCAUGCAGCAACCGUAUACAAACCUCUGGGAGUCCUCAAACGCAGCAUGGUGCAGCGACCUACAUUUGAUCCAGACAGCGAUGACGAACUCUUUGAUGGCCUCGACUUGGCGCCAGUGAGGAAGAAGAUGGGGCUGGAUCAGGAAAUACACGAAGUGAAAGUGCCUCAGAAAACAGCGCCCCCUGCUUCCAUGGAGGAGUCAUUACCUCAGACGGUCACACAAGCUGUCGCAGGCAACUAUGUGGACUGCACCGAGUCCAAUGAUGAAGAUGAGGAUGAUGAGGAUCAGAUGGAGGAGGAGGAGGGGGAGAACGAGGGAGCAGGGGAUGAAACUCUAAUAAUGGAGGAGGGAGAAAAGACGAUGAAGGAAAACGAGAGACAUGAAGAAACGGAGAAAAAUAAGCUCAAGGUGGAAGGACGCGAUCCCUCUGAUCUGCCGAAAUGGGAUGAUUUCUUCACCGUGGAGACGCUACCUGACAGCCAGAGCAGCCUCAGCAGCCAAUUACAAUCCUGCUGCUCUGUCCCAAGCCCCGCCCCUUCCCGAAUGACGGGCUCACAGACCCCUGAGCUGUUCAGCGAAGAGGAGGAAACCCCGAACAACGACGAAAACUUCAGCCUGACCCUGUCCGCCUCCCUGUCCAAUCAUUCCUCCCAGAACCUGGACUCGUAUUUACCCGACACCGUCAUCCUUCGUCCAGAACGGGAACAACUGGAAGACGGAGACCCGAGGAGCAAAACUGUGUCUUUGGAGGAAACGAACAACGACCUAAACAUUCAGUCAGAGCCCGAGGAGCUCUCGGGGUCUCAGGUGUCGUCGGACUUUGACAUUCCCUGCACGCCCGAGUCGAAGACGCCCCGGCCCGAUGAGCUGUCGCAGCUGUACAGGAAGCUGGCGUCAGGAGAGGAAGUGGUCAUCAGACAGAGGGAUUGAGAAAAAGAAGCAAAGCUCACCAAAAAAAACUUUAACAUUCUAGUUUGUCUCCAGUGAAGUGUAGUAGUGUCCUACUGAACGUGGACAGCGAGCUGAGGGUCAGAUUGAAUUAGCUCAGAUUGUAAAUAAAUUCAGUUAGAAUGAGAUUCUAAAUCAGCCACACUGAGCACUUUAAGUCCACGAGAGGUUUGAUUAACUCCAUGCAGCUCUACGGCUUUGAACACACAGAUCUUUAUACAGGAUUUUUGACAUUUGAUGAGCUUUAUGACAUUUACAUGAAGCACUCUGAUGUUGACACAAACGUCUCAGGUUUUAUGGAUUCAAAUUUCAGCAGAAAAAUAUGUUUUCCCCAAAUUCAGCCGA
Messenger RNA from Labrus mixtus (cuckoo wrasse), 2427 nucleotides. It is a transcript of the gene dclre1c, whose product is annotated as DNA cross-link repair 1C, PSO2 homolog (S. cerevisiae). The transcript is spliced from 16 exons. Bases 1 to 2064 code for a protein of 687 amino acids. Gene Ontology annotation, molecular function: 5'-3' DNA exonuclease activity; damaged DNA binding. The record is from RefSeq and is a predicted model, not a curated record. Lineage: Eukaryota; Metazoa; Chordata; Actinopteri; Labriformes; Labridae. Gene Ontology annotation, biological process: interstrand cross-link repair; protection from non-homologous end joining at telomere; double-strand break repair via nonhomologous end joining.